Quercus robur (English oak) is the source of this 1440-nucleotide messenger RNA. RefSeq lists its product as uncharacterized. NCBI's taxonomy places the organism in Eukaryota, Viridiplantae, Streptophyta, Magnoliopsida, Fagales, Fagaceae. The coding region runs from base 1 to 1440 and encodes 479 amino acids. The transcript has a single exon. The record is from RefSeq and is a predicted model, not a curated record.
AUGGAAGUUAUGAUGAAUGCCCUUAAAGGACGAGUAUCCAACGAUCUUAAUGACCUAGUCAACCGAACCGACUCACUGUUCACUGCUUCCGUCAAUUGCUUCCCUCUGCCGCAUAAAUUCCGCAUACCACAUAUGGACAGUUACGAUGGAGUCAAGGAUCCUCUAGAUCACCUGGAGACCUUCAAGACCUUGAUGCACCAUCAAGGAGUUGCAAACGAAAUCAUGUGUAGGGCCUUCCCUACAACGCUAAAGGGUGCUACGAGAAUUUGGUUCAGUAGAUUAACGCCUGGCUCUAUUAGUACUUUCAAGAAGUUGAGCGCUCAGUCCACUUCGCACUUCAUUAGAGGGCACAGAUACAAGAAGUCAAUUGCGUGUCUGAUGAACAUUAAGCAGUGGGAGGAUGAGACACUGAGGUCCUACAUAACUUGUUUAAAAAAGGAGGCCCUCUCAAUUGACGAAGCGAACGACAAGAUACUCGUGGCAGCAUUUACUAAUGGGCUACGAAAGGGUAAGUUCCUGUUUUCUCUAUACAAGAACGAUCCAAAGACCAUGUCGGAAGUGCUUUACAGGGCUACCAAGUAUAUGAACGCAGAAGACGCACUGCUGGCUCGCGAGAAUAAGCCCAGAAAAAGAGAAAGACAGGAGGACACACGACAGGAUAGGGGGCGCAAAGUGGUUAGGACCGGAGAACGACGGAAUGAUAGACGCUCCAAACCCUCCGCUGGGAGAUUCACAAGCUUCACCUCGUUAACUACCCCAAUAGACCAGGUCUUGAUGCAAAUCAAAGACGAAGGAAGCCUGACAUUCCCUAGCAAGUUGAAGGGAGAUCCCAGCAAGAGACCAAGGGAUAAGUACUGCCGCUUCCAUCGAGACCACGAGCACGACACAACUGACUACUACGAUCUAAAACAGCAAAUAGAGGCCCUUAUAAGACAGGGGAAACUACAGAGGUUCAUGAGCAAGGAGAAAGCGGAUCCGCCCCAAGAGAAAACCCUACGACGGGAGAAUGAGUGCCCAAGGCCGCCUAUUGUAGAAAUAAGAAUGAUCAUAGAGGGCACGGCAACCUCUGGAUCAUCCAAAAAAGCCAAGAAGACCUACCUAAGAGUGGUCCAGAACGUCGAGCUCACGGGCACUGUACCCAAGAUGACACAGAUUGACAACCCCGUCAUCGGAUUUUCAGAAGAAGAUGCUCGAAGGCUGCACCACCCACAUGAUGACGUGCUUGUCGUCAGCCUAAGGGUAGGAGACUACAACAUGCACCGGGUUUUGGUCGACAACGGCAGUUCGACAGACAUCUUGUAUUACCUGGCUUUUCAUCAGAUGAGAAUUGACAGAGAACAGUUGGUCCCGGUUAAUGCCCCUCUAGUUGGUUUCAGAGGGAUGAGAGUGUUCCCCAUCGGUGCCGUCACAUUGACAUUAACGGUGGGAGAUUACCCCUAG